Molecule: messenger RNA, 3819 nt
Organism: Penicillium argentinense
Lineage: Eukaryota; Fungi; Ascomycota; Eurotiomycetes; Eurotiales; Aspergillaceae
Exons: 2
Coding region: 1-3819 (1272 amino acids)
Biological process (GO): telomere maintenance
Cellular component (GO): chromosome, telomeric region
Molecular function (GO): DNA binding
Source: RefSeq, a predicted model, not a curated record
AUGGACGCGUCCGAGGCCUCGUCGGCGCUGAGUCCGCUGUCGCAACCGACGAAAGUUCCGAUCGCGCAGCUGUCCCCAACACUCGAACAGCUGGAAGGAAAAUGCAUUUAUGCGACUGUCACUCUGGUCUGGCCGUACUCCUCGUCUACCAAAUCACUCGCUCUGCUCCUCGCCGAACCUGACAUCCGACUGCGCCGGUCGAACGGACAGGUGAAAGCGGUCUUUCAUGGGCGCGUCGCGGAAAAGGUUGCGGGCUCGUUGGUCGGAAUCGGUGAUCAUGUUCGUCUUGCACUGAAAGGUUCGAAUCUUGUUGAGAAUAAUACGGCGGCACAGACACCUAGUAGGUCUGUCGCGUGGGAUAUUCAUUUCAAGAGAAAUGUAUCGCUUGAGGUGGAUCGCACUUCUCGGAAUCAAUCAGUAGUUAUUAUCGACGAAGAACCAGUCGGCUCGCCUCCCUCGACCCCCCAGGUGACCUCCAUCGAAUCGCAAGAUACCACGAACGGCCCAGGCGCAUGGGGCUCCCCUGCCUUCUUACGAACUGCUCGGUAUUCAUAUGGCGAAGCUCUCGAUUCUUACUACGAUCCAUUUGCGGAAAAAGAUGGAUUUGUUCCUGGCAGAGGGAGGAAGCGGCCUAGAUACAGUUUGCGGAGGGAAGAAUGGCGCAUUUUAGAUGAGCCCUCGAGCCCUCGUGAGCGCGAAGGAACCGUGGAUUGGGACAAAGUCAUUGAAGAUGAAAUGAAUCUGGAUCAGGAUGCUGAGUCUCAAAUGGACACCCAGCUUCCUACAGAAACCUCAGCUCCUGAUGUCCAGGCGUCAGAGAAUACGAGCAACGACGAUCCGUUCUUGGACCAUUCUGAUCUUUUCGCGAAGCCGUCUCUGGAGCCGGCUGGAGGACUUUUCGGAAGACGAGCGCUAGCUUCAAACGAAGCCACGACUGGAGGAAUUUUCGACAGCAGUUUGUCGGCACCGGCCUUUCACCUGCCUACGGAUACGCCGCAACUUCGCCCCGUCCCAUCACCAGGACUCCCUAUUCCAUCGCCCAUUGUUUCCAAUCAGAACAAUGCCCAGGGAUACUUCUCUCCAUUCCAAGCCGUCCCACAGGCUCAGAAUGCGCAGUCCCUCUCCGCCGAUGUCAAUAUUGACACCACCAACGACUUGCAGACGCAAACAAUGUCCACAGACGCAGCAGAAGUAGAAAAUAAGGAACACGACAGAGAUAUGGGUCCAGACCAGGACGCCAUUAUCGCCCAUCAUUACCGUUCAGAAUUACCAGGCUAUCCCGACCUGCAAAACAAUGAUGAAGUGGCUACGGAGGCAAUGCGGUUGCCUUGUCCUCCGUCCCCGGAAUUCGUCGAUCAACAAGAGGUGGACAAGUCUCAUGAUGGAUUCCAAUACAUGGACGAUACCCAGCAAAGACUCGAGGAAAAUCUGCAUGACCGACCAGUGGAAGAGGACGACCUCGAUGGUCUUUUCGAAAAUGAGAAUGGAGAUAUCGAGGCGGUGCAUGUGGACGAACAAGGUUUUGUUGCUCCAGAAUCCAGUCCCGAAAUGCAGGAUAUCGACGACAUACACAUGCACCGGCGAGUCGAUAUGGACUUCGUUGAAGAAGAAACAGAAGAACAUGUGCCCGGGACUGAGGAUAUGGAGAGCGAGGAUGAGAACCAAGAGACGCGUCAGGAAAUUGAACAUAGUGAACGCCAAUCCCACGCUAGCGAAGAAAAGAGUGAUGCUCAUGAAGCCAUCUACAGUGGAUUUGAUAAGACGGACGAUAUUUCAGAGACUGACAGUGACGAUGAAGACCAAGACAAGUACACGGGGGAGGACGAGGAAGAAGCUUCUCAAGCUGAAGAUCUGCCUCGGCCUCAAUCUACUCAGCAGGAGGUGAUUGUGCUGGACAGUGAUAGCGAAGAUGAGCUUACUUCUGACCAGCCGGCCAUGCCAACUCCGGCACUUGCUAUGGCCCAGGGGAGUCGAGCUGAUUUCUCGUCGCCUGUGCAACGCACUCUCUCAUCUUUGGUCAGAGUGGACAGUGAGGACGACUGGUCUGCCGCUGAGGAAGAAGCUGGAUACGAUGACAUGGAGGACGCGGAGGCGGAGUCAAAUUAUGAUGAAGACGAUCAUGUCGACGACAACGAUCGAGUUGCUGAUAGUGAUCUUGAAAAUGACGAGUCUUCGGUGGACAUACUGGCGCGGGAUCAUCACAAGGAUCAGCAGUCUACGCGCGAUGCUUCCCUGGAACGGGGGCAGGGCGGUGUUGGAGUUGCAGAGUCGGCUCUAGAUGCACAUACAGAUGCGCAGACAGCGGUGGAAGACAAUAUUGAGGAUGAUUUCGGAACUGUCGAGGAGCCCGAGCCGAUUGUUGGCGUCGAUUCAAACGCAAACGCAGAGAAGGACCAGGAUGAGGACGUGAUCGAGAACGGGGAUGUGGUUGAGAACGAGGAUACGGCCGAGGAUGAGGGCGAGAUCGAGUUUAAGGUUGAGGACAAAGGAGAGCGAAGCCAAGAGGGUAUCCAAAACCCUAGUGAGCCCGAAUCCGAGUCAGAGUCUUUAUACCAGGACCACGGUGGUCGAUUGACUAGUGACGGAUUGGAUGGCGCUGGUGAUGGCAACACACCGUCACCAUCCUCGUUCUACGAGCCAUAUCAACUCGCGGCCAACGAAACAGAGGCUACAGAAGCUAGAACAGAGCAAUUUCAGCAAAAUCCGCAAGAUGCGGUUCUCAGCGAAGCACCCCUCGAACCUGAUCUGUCAAAGACGCUUGAGCAGCAGCUUCCUACUCCCGAUCCUACUCAGGAACCAUUUCUAGGCAGCGAAGUGGAACCCAUCAAUGUCCGCAACGCGGCCUGUCCUUCGUCUAUCUUUGGCACACACGCACCACCCAUGGGACAGAACAUCACGUACCAACGUGCGCCUGACGCGUCCAUUGAGGUGGCGGAGGAUGUGUCAGAUGAUGCUCCUGACGAGGACGAGGACAACUUGCGAAGUAAGCAGCCAGACAGCGAACGCCAGACUCCCGACGUUGCUUCUCGAGACGCCACUCCCCAAUCCCCAGAGGUCUCCAUUCCCAGCCGUGAGGCUCCCGAUCGCUAUGCUCAGGGUUUUCGCAGCAAACUCUCCUAUUUCGCUCCCCUUGCUUCCCUCGUCGAAUACUACAACUCUCUUGUUGACACAGUCUCCAUUGUUCACAAGACAAGCCCGAUAUCCAAGGCGACGGGUGGCUCCAAGGAUUUCUUCGUGACCAUCCAGCUUACCGACCCCUCCCUGGCUGGUACCACCCUCCAGGCCCAGAUCUUCCGGCGAAAUAAAUCUGCCAUGCCUUCAAUUAUCCCAGGAAGCGCCAUUUUGCUGCGUGAUUUCAAGGUGCGAACCUAUGACCAUGAAUUCAUGCUUGUCAGCGUUCAAUCUAGUGCCUGGGCAGUCUUCGACCACACCGGCUCCGAGCCUGAAAUGAACGGACCUCCAGUUGAGUACACAUCUGAGGAAGCGGAUUAUGCAUCCGGUCUACGCCGAUGGUACGCUGAUGUCGGUACGCGCUGGGUCGCAGAUUAUGAGCUGCAGGCAGCCAUUGCCAGGGAUAGCUACGUGGACAGAGAACAUACUCCCGGCAGUGCAAUCAUCAGUGAGACGGGCAGCAUGGACUCGGGCUCGCGAGAGAACUCGGCCCAAUCUUCUCGCCGGCGCUCGCGGAAGAACUACCGACAAGUGACUAUCCAUGAGCUCCGAGACGGUUUUCGCUACGCCGAGGUUGGCUCUCCCAGUACUCGGGAGAGCAUUCAUGAACUGCGAGACGGGACUGUCUAUGCUACUCCGGCUCGGUAA